Loa loa (African eye worm) is the source of this 417-nucleotide messenger RNA. RefSeq lists its product as hypothetical. Lineage: Eukaryota; Metazoa; Nematoda; Chromadorea; Rhabditida; Onchocercidae. The transcript has a single exon. The record is from RefSeq and is a predicted model, not a curated record. The coding region runs from base 1 to 417 and encodes 138 amino acids.
AUGAAACGUUUCUGGAAGUGGGUUGUGGAUCAAAAGAUUAGCACCAUCCGAAAAUGGCAAUCAGUUGUGUUGCAUCUGGAUCAUGAUCACGAACAAGACGGAAGACAUUUGAAACCUAUCGGCGGAAGCGAUGAUGAAUUGGAACGGAAGCAAAAACAAAAUUCAAAGAUUUUUCAAGAGGAGAAUAACCACCACCGAUCGAGCAUUUCGUUACAAGAUUUUGAUAUUGAAUAUGGGAAUGAACCGAUCGAUUUUGAAGAAUUUUUUGAAGAGUCUUCGGUUGCUAUCGAAUCAGCCUUGGUAGGUUUUCACCUAGUUUUUGAAGCUAAAAAGUUUCCAUUUUUCACAUUAAAAACUGAUUUCUCUCUUUCAAACUAUUUCAACAUUUUGCUUGGUAAGCUACAUCUUUACCAUUGA